Messenger RNA from Oryctolagus cuniculus (rabbit), 862 nucleotides. RefSeq names its product large ribosomal subunit protein eL20. Lineage: Eukaryota; Metazoa; Chordata; Mammalia; Lagomorpha; Leporidae. Gene Ontology annotation, cellular component: ribosome. The record is from RefSeq and is a predicted model, not a curated record. Gene Ontology annotation, biological process: translation. Gene Ontology annotation, molecular function: structural constituent of ribosome.
AUGUUUAUGUGCGCUACUAUUAAAAAUAUAGAAAAGUACUGGUAUAAACAGGAAAACGGGCUAGCAAAAGGUCCUGAUGGAACAUCUACAUUACAAGAGAAGAGACACAGAGAGAGCAGGUAUCUGGCAUUUGGGAGACAGGCCCCUCCCCAUAAGGUGGAGAAUUCUCUACAGGAAGAGAGGUUAGAGGCCAUGCUGCCAAAAACAGGGUUGACUCCGCAUCUUGACUAUUGUGAAUUAAACUGCAAUAAACAGUUCCUUUUCGAGGGUGGCGGCCAUCGCGGACGGAGCGCCACGAAGGCUUCGGGCACACUGCGGGAGUACAAGGUGGUGGGCCGCUGCCUGUCCAAGAGCCCCGCGCCGCCGCUCUACCGCAUGCGCAUCUUCGCGCCCAACCACGUGGUGGCCAAGUCGCGCUUCUGGUACUUCGUGUUGGAGCUGAAGAAGAUGAAGAAGUCGUCGGGCGAGAUCGUGUACUGCGGGCAGGUCUUCGAGAAGUCGCCGCUGCGCGUGAAGAACUUCGGCAUCUGGCUGCGCUACGACUCACGCAGCGGCACGCACAACAUGUACCACGAGUACCGCGACCUCAUCAUGGCCAGCGCCGUCACGCAGUGCUACCGCGACAUGGGCGCCCGGCACCGCGCGCGCGCGCACUCGAUCCAGGUGAUGAAGGUGGAGGAGAUGGCGGCGGCGCGCUGCCCGCGGCCGGCUGUGAAGCAGUUCCACGACUCGCGCAUCCGCUUCCCGCUCCCGCACCGCGUGCUGCGGCGCCAGCACAAGCCGCGCUUCUACGCCAAGAGGCCCAACACCUUUUAGGCCUGCGCCCCAAUAAACGCCCGCAACCUGAAAAAAAAAAAAAAAA